AUGUGCGGUGGUUACCGACUCCUUCAGUAUGCACACUUCUAUCUUCCUACAUUACUCCAACGUUUGAAUAGCAUUUGCCCAGAUUCCUAUCUCGUUGGGGGGCUUUUGGACCACUUGACGCAGCGAUAUAGGAAUCAUGAAUUCCAGGCCACGAUGGAUGAUCGGGACCCGCCGUACGCGAAUAGCAUCUACAAGAAACGCUAUCCAACGGCAUAUGAGACCGUCCGUCAGACUUUCAGAUUCCAUCUUGCCGAGAAGCGUUGGGGGUGGAACAGAAACAACAGCGAAGCUUGGGUCAACUUUGAUCCCCUGAUCACCUCGAAAAUGCUCGUCCGUUUGCAGAGCCAUUACGAGGACCUGGUAGCAGAUGAUGACUUCAGUCAUGGAAUGCAAAUACACUACGGCCCUUGCCUGUUUAAAUGCACAUACCUGUUCUGCACGUACAGCCGCCGCGGAUUUACGACGAGACAGGAGCGAGACACCCAUGUAGCAAACCACGAGCGGCCCUUCAAAUGCCCAGUACCGAACUGCAUUUAUUAUACUCUUGGGUUCAACGUGCAGAGACGAUGCAACGAGCAUCUAGCUCAAUUCCAUACUCAAAAGUUCAGUGCAGACGACCUAUCCAACCUGAAACCAGAGGAUGCCCAGCCUCUCCUGUUUACGCUCACGGUAGAAGGCGACGCGGAAAACGUACAACGCCUGAUGUCGUCACCUGGUGGGCAAAAGCUAUCCCCGGAAGUCGUUGCUGCUGCGAGGCUUAUUGCAGCUGAACAGGGCUCACUAGCCAUAACACAACUGCUAGCCCCGCUCGGCGAGACAGAGCUUUCACGGCGGGUCGUACGGGCGGCAGUGAGAAGCGAGAGUAUUGAGUGUGCCGAAUGGGCUAUUGCGAAGGCAGACUCAACCGAUGCUACAGAGCUGAUGAAGGUGGUCCUCAACGUGAAAUCCGAGAGGAUCUAUAGAAAGUGGGAAGAAUACAUCCUGAGCAGGCUAGAAGAAUCUCCACAAGUUCAACCAGAGCCGACCAGCGCAGAGCCAUAUUCUUCACGCCGUUAUAAACACCACAACUCCUUAAUUGACAAUGUAUUCAAACAACCGGUAUUCAGUGACAUCAAGGGUAGUGUUUUGAAGGAAACCAGAUUGCAACAUACCCUGGAGGAGCUCAGAGCAUACAUGAAACCACAUAUACUAGGAGCCAUCCUGGUGAGGAUAGCAAAGUCAAGCUGUACAUUGUCUCUGGCGAAGCAGAUACUGUCGUAUGGGGCACCAGUCGACUACCCACGGGUCAACACUCGUCCUGUGUCACCUCGUAAAGGAACAGGAAUCACGGCGCUGCAUGCAGCAGCGAAGAAGAACACCAAGGAUGCCGCCUUGCUCAUCCAGCUCCUCGUAAUGAAUGGCGCGAUAGAAGAUAUGGCGCGUGUUAGAGAGGAGCCAGGUGCAAAGGGGCUCCCACAAUUUAUCGGCGUCAGCUUCAAUGAUCUUAUCCAGCUCAGGUUGCAAUACCAGCAAACACCCCGUGAACCGUCCUCACCAGGUGUUACAGAUACCGAGCUAAAGAUUGUUGCGGAAAAGAUUGAUUUGACAACCUCAUAG
Molecule: messenger RNA, 1596 nt
Organism: Aspergillus puulaauensis
Lineage: Eukaryota; Fungi; Ascomycota; Eurotiomycetes; Eurotiales; Aspergillaceae
Exons: 2
Coding region: 1-1596 (531 amino acids)
Molecular function (GO): protein binding
Source: RefSeq, a predicted model, not a curated record